Messenger RNA from Sporothrix schenckii 1099-18, 801 nucleotides. RefSeq lists its product as uncharacterized. The transcript has 2 exons. The coding region runs from base 1 to 801 and encodes 266 amino acids. Gene Ontology annotation, molecular function: 2 iron, 2 sulfur cluster binding. NCBI's taxonomy places the organism in Eukaryota, Fungi, Ascomycota, Sordariomycetes, Ophiostomatales, Ophiostomataceae. The record is from RefSeq and is a predicted model, not a curated record.
AUGUCGACUAUCCAGGAGAUCAAGUCCGUCGACGAGUGGGACGCGCACCUGCGCGCCCUCGACCCGUCCACCCUCCUCGUCGCCUCGUUCCAUGCGCCCUGGGCCGCCCCCUGCGCCCAAAUGGCCACCGUCCUGCAGGCCCUGGCCGACGAAUACCCGCCGACACCCACGCCGCCGACGACGUCGUGGGUCUCGCUCAACGCCGAGGACCUGAGCGACGUCAGUGAGCAGUAUGAUGUCACUGCCGUGCCGUUCCUCGUGCUCCUGCGCAACGGCCAGGUUCUCGAGACGGUCAGCGGCAGCAGCGCCCUCAAGGUGCGCGCCGCCAUUGAGCAGCACGCCAAGGGAGGGGCGGCGGGCGGCACAUCGGCGUCGCCAGCGGCAGCGGCAGCGGGGCAGGCACAGUCGAGCGGUGCCGGCGCGGCAAUAGCUCCCAUUGCGGCGGCGACGCCCGACCCGGCACAGCAAAAGGAGGAGCUGUUCAAGCGGCUGGGCGACCUGGUCAAGGCGGCGCCCGUGAUGCUGUUCAUGAAGGGCACGCCGGGCGAUCCGCAGUGCGGUUUCUCCCGGCGGCUGGUGGCCAUCCUGCGUGAGCACGGCGUCAAGUACGGGUUCUUCAACAUCCUGGCCGACGACGAGGUGCGGCAGGGCCUCAAGGAGUUUGCCGACUGGCCGACGUACCCGCAGCUGUGGAUGCGCGGCGAGCUGGUCGGUGGUCUGGACAUUAUCAAGGAAGAGCUCGAGAGCGACAAGGACUUCUUCACCGAGUUCAGCGUCAAGCCCAGCGCAACGGCGGCAUAA